AUGAGAUCGUCUAGUUUGAUAACGACAGCUUCGCUGCUGAGUACUGUCGUGGGUGCGAUUAAUGCCGCGAAUAGCACCAAUACAACAUCAAUAAAAAAGAAUGCAGCGUUACUCGGAUUCGACUAUGAUUACAUCGUAAUUGGAGGAGGCACUGCUGGGCUUGUAAUGGCAUCACGUCUCUCAGAAACCGCUCGAGUUGCUGUGAUCGAAGCUGGAGGCUACUAUGAAGUGGACAACGGAAACUACAGUACUGUUCCAGGGCUGGCUUUAGCUUCACCCUUUCUGUCCACGGCAGAGGACUAUCCUGCAAAUCCAAAAAUGGAUUGGGGUUUCCUGAGUGCAUCCCAACCUCAUGCCAGCGAUCGAAUAAUUCACUAUCCCCAGGGAAAAACUCUGGGUGGAUCAUCGGCGCUCAACACGAUGGCUUAUCAUCGAGGAACGAAAGGCGCCUAUCAGCUCUGGGCAGACUUGGUUGCUGAUCAGAGCUACACUUUCUCCAAUUUGUUGAAAUAUUUUCAGAAAUCUAGCCAUUUUACCGCGCCAAACUUGACAAAGCGAAAUACGCCUAAUGCCACGGUCCAGUAUGAUGCGACCGCUUUCGAUAAUGCACUUGGCGGUCCUCUACAGGUUUCCUACUCAAAUUAUGUCGAUACGACGGCGACUUGGAUGGCUCGUGCUUUGCAAUCGAUUGGCUUGCCCGAGAGCACUGUGGGAUUUAAUAGCGGCGUUCUAUCUGGAUUCGGUGCCUGGAUUACAAUGACUAUUGAUCCCGUGAACGCUACUCGUUCAAGCUCGCAGACAAGCUAUUUGGAACAUGUCGCGAAUCAUAAGAAUCUUGACGUUUUAUCACACACCAAUGUGACCAGGAUUUUGAUUGAUCCUUUCUCUAAAACCGCUUUCGGAGUGGAAAUCGUGAGACAAAAUGGCGCUGUCAAUUUUCUAGUUGCCAAUGAGGAAGUCAUUCUCUCCGCAGGCGCCUUUGGAUCUCCUCGUCUUCUCAUGCUUUCUGGUAUUGGCCCCGCGGAUGUACUGAAGGAACAUAGAAUCCCAGUCUUCUCCAAUCUCCCUGGUGUUGGUCAGAAUUUGUGGGAUCAGGUUCUCGUCCCCGUGGAGACCGGCGUUAAUACCCCCAGCGGUGCUCAGGUUGAAGCGAACCCGGUGACCAAUGCUGAGGCCAUCAACGAGUAUCUGAAAGAUGCAGCCGGACCUUAUAGCUCUCCCGGAGCUUAUAUAGCCUUCGAGAAGAUUCCACAGGAGCUUAGAUCUAAUUUUUCUUCUGAGGCCCAAUCAGCUCUCGCCUGGUUCCCGUCUGACUGGCCUGAGGUUGAGUACGUGGGAGGUAGCACCGUCAACAGCGACGGUGUGUCUCAAGGCGUUUGCACUGCUGUACUUGUGGCUCCACUGUCUCGUGGCAACGUCACGAUUGUUAGUUCCAACUUCGCUGACCAACCGGUUAUUGACAUGGGCUGGUUUUCUCACCCUGCUGACCGUGAGGUCGCCGUCGCAGCCAUCAAGCGCUGUCGAGAGGCGCUUGCUUCUAAAGAGGUCGCAUCUGUUGUUACUGGUCCUGAGGUAGUUCCUGGUGCCUCAAUCCAGACAGACGAUGAGAUCCUAGCUUUUGCAGAGGCCGUUGCGACCCCAAUCUUCCAUGCCGCUGGCACUUGUGCAAUGGGCAAGAAAGGGGAUCCCAACGCUGUUGUUGAUACGCAAGGUCGUGUUUUCGGUGUCAACAGCUUACGUGUCGUCGAUUCAUCGAUAUUCCCCAUUGCCAUACCUGGGCACCCCCAAUCCUCCGUGUACAUGCUUGCGGAGAAGAUUGCGGACGACAUUAAGAGCUCCACUUGCUCCUAA
This is a messenger RNA of Talaromyces stipitatus ATCC 10500, 1851 nucleotides long. RefSeq names its product glucose dehydrogenase, putative. Bases 1 to 1851 code for a protein of 616 amino acids. The transcript is spliced from 3 exons. The record is from RefSeq and is a predicted model, not a curated record. Lineage: Eukaryota; Fungi; Ascomycota; Eurotiomycetes; Eurotiales; Trichocomaceae. Gene Ontology annotation, biological process: secondary metabolite biosynthetic process. Gene Ontology annotation, molecular function: flavin adenine dinucleotide binding; oxidoreductase activity, acting on CH-OH group of donors.